AUGAGCACAGAGAAUCUCCCGUGGGUUGAGAAGUACAGACCGUCGACUCUGGACGAGGUGAACGGACAGCAGCACGUAGUUCAGACGGUGCGCAAGUUUGCCAAAGACGGGCGGAUCCCGCACCUGCUUUUCUAUGGGCCUCCGGGCACGGGCAAAACGUCCACCAUAAUUGCAUUGGCGCGCGAGCUUUACGGGAAGAACUACCGUAACAUGGUUCUGGAACUGAACGCGUCGGACGACCGUGGAAUUGACGUUGUGCGGGACCAGAUCAAGAACUUUGCCAGCACCCGGCAGAUUUUCAACUCUGGGUUCAAGCUGAUCAUCUUGGACGAGGCUGAUGCCAUGUCGAACGCUGCGCAGAACGCACUUCGGCGGGUGAUCGAGAAGUACACCAAGAACACGCGGUUUUGCAUUCUGGCCAACUACUCGCACAAACUGAACCCGGCACUGUUGUCGAGAUGCACGCGGUUUCGGUUCUCUCCGUUGCCGGACUCGGCGCUGCAGGAGCGUGUGGACGCGGUGAUCAAGGCGGAGAGGCUGCGGAUUGCGCCGGACGCGCGCGAGGCGCUUCUGGAGCUGAGCGAAGGCGAUAUGAGACGGGCCCUGAACGUUUUGCAGGCGUGCUCCACGGCCGUGGACGACGGCGAGGAGAUCUCCCAGGACAUGGUGUACGAGUGUGUGGGGGCCCCGCGUCCGCAGUCGGUCAACACCGUGCUGGACGCGAUCAUGAAGAACGACUGGACCGACGCGUACGCUACAAUGACCAAGGUCAGAAAGACCGAGGGACUGGCGCUCGUGGAUCUGAUGGCCGGGUUUGUGCGCAUCCUGGACGGGUUCGAGCUCCGGCCGCGCACCAGAACGGCCAUUUUGCACGGUCUCGGCGAUAUUGAGUACGGAAUCAGCAAAGGUGGCAGCGAUAAGAUUCAGAGCACAGCCGUGAUUGGCGUGAUAAAAAAUGCGCUCGAAAAUGAAGCAGCCUGA
Messenger RNA from Ogataea philodendri, 981 nucleotides. RefSeq lists its product as uncharacterized. Gene Ontology annotation, biological process: DNA repair; DNA-templated DNA replication. NCBI's taxonomy places the organism in Eukaryota, Fungi, Ascomycota, Pichiomycetes, Pichiales, Pichiaceae. The record is from RefSeq and is a predicted model, not a curated record. Gene Ontology annotation, cellular component: nucleus; Elg1 RFC-like complex; Rad17 RFC-like complex. The transcript has a single exon. Gene Ontology annotation, molecular function: DNA clamp loader activity; ATP hydrolysis activity; DNA binding. The coding region runs from base 1 to 981 and encodes 326 amino acids.